Molecule: messenger RNA, 1155 nt
Organism: Lactuca saligna
Lineage: Eukaryota; Viridiplantae; Streptophyta; Magnoliopsida; Asterales; Asteraceae
Source: the annotation of a GenBank genome assembly
AUGGAGUGGACCAAACAACAAGACAUUCUCAGAGAUCUUUGUUCAGGGCACUGCAGUUACAUUCAAUUUGCACCUUGUGCACCAAGCUACUUGUAUGCAAAGUAUUUUGCAUCAACCUUAUGGGAAAUAGUAUGCAAGGAGGAUCCAUUGUCAUUAGAGACUAGUACUGUUAUUAGAAAAAAGUUACUGCAACAUGGUGGAGCUAGAGAUCCUACACAGUUACUUAAUGAUCUUGUUGGUGAUGGGAUUACAAGGAGCUACCAAAAUCAAGGACAUGGAGGAGGGUCUGAACCAACACAUAUGUUAUUGUUGUUGUUGUAUCUGAUUCUUUUUGAUUCAUUGUCUACAAGACACUUCAAGGAGAUGGAAGCACAUACUAUUGUUAUACUUGAGGUUGAACCUUACACUCACACUCAUAGACCUUAUCAACAACAAUCUUCAAUCCUUCAAUGUGAACGUGAUGCUUAUGAUUCUCUCCUCCUAAUCCCAAGAGAAAAGGAAGCUACCAUGGAAGAAGAAAGGCGAAAGGAAGAGGAGGCACGGAUUAAGUUAGAAGAAGAGUAUGAGAAUCACACAAGUGUCAUCGCCUCUACUCUCUGCAAGUCGAUCACCACCUCCAGUCGACUUCCACCCACUGCAUCAGAAGAAGGAAUAGGUUAUGCCUUAGCUAAAGAGUUUCUGAAAGCAGGUGACAAUGUCUUAAUAUGCUCAAGGUCUAGGCGAGAUCGUCCUUUCUUGCCUCUCAGCAGCUAUGAGAAAAGCUUUCAUCUUGGCUCACGUGAAGUUAUAGUCAUGGAUAGGGAAAAGGAUGAAGAGUUGGAUGUUGUAACACUUUGUGCUCAAUCAUUGUUGUAUCAUUUAAAUCAGAUAUCAUAUACGGUACACCAAGCUGCUGCAACAGCCUAUGGUGCCUUGUGUGCAGUCUUAUGUUCACUCCCUAUUGGGUCAAAUGGAAGACAAAACCAUGUAAUUCUUGGAAAUUUAGUUGAUAGAUUUAUUGGAUGGGCAUUGCCAUUGUUUAGCAAUAUUAAUGUUGGUGAUGGGACAGAACUUGCAGCAGAAGGUCUUCAUGAAUUCCUCAAUGUUGCAGAAGGUCUUAAUGCUGGUGAUGGGACAGCUACUAAGCUCUCUUCACGACUUUGUCCCACUAUGUGA